ACUCGUAGGCUGCGCUAGUGGUUGGUCAUGGGCUCGUGGGUCGUGGCGCGAAAUUUCAACAGCCAGUCGAAGAACCGGUCGCUCUCAGCCUAACCCCCUCACUUGACUCUCACGCACAACCUCGCCGAGUAAACCGGCACUCCCCCAUGGUCUCUCCCUCCUCUUCCCAUUCACACACGCGAUGGCUCCCCUGCUCCUCCACCUCCUCCGUGUUCUGCUCCUCCUCGCCGCAGCCGACGCCUUCCCUGCUACCUGCAGCAACACCACCUGCGGCGACCAGACGAUCGCCUACCCGUUCUGGCUCAACUCUUCAGUAGCGUCCGACUGCGGCUACCCCGGGCUCGGCCUUGCCUGCAAGAACAACACCACUCUUCUCCCCGUCCAGUCCCACUGGUACAGAGUCGUCGCCAUCGACUACACCACGCACACCAUCUGGGUCUCCGACCUCGACGUCGGUGGCGGCGAGUACGCCCCCGGCUGCCCGCGUCUCCACGUGAACCUCAGCAUCGACUACACGAGCUCCUGGCUGCAGCUCACGCCCUCCGACUCCAACAUCACCUUCCUCUACAACUGCAAGAAGAACGUAUCUUGGUCCUCCGCCGUGGAAUUGAGCGAGUGCCAAGAUUAUGAGGGCAAGAGGUCGUACGUCUUGCCGGAUGGUGGGAUCACGGGUGCUGAAGCGUACGAGUACGAGUGCGAGGAGGUGGUGGUGGCGCCGGUGAUGGCCUUACACAAGGACGGAAUGUUGGGCGCCCCUGGCGCUCCGCCUCUGACGAACAGAUCGUUCGGUGGCUUAGUGAGGGCUGGGUUCGAGUUGAUGUACAACGCUCACUCCCAGCAGUGCGGCCGAUGCGAGCGCUCCGGCGGGUGGUGCGGCUACCGGCGCAGCGAGACGCACGGUGGGCUCGGGUUCACCUGUUUCUGCGACGGCGGCCUCACCUCGGAUCGUUGCGGUAUUUUUCGCAUUAAGACUACCACAAAGGUUUGCCACGACGACCAUCCUCGGGUGAAGGAGGAGGCAAUUGUCCAAAGCGUGUCAGAGGCAAUGUUUUGGAUAUGGGUCAGGGUACGAGCCAGGGUAAGGGUCAGGUGUAGUCUCCUUUACUUGUAUGCUUAGGCAAUGUAUUUUGUUCA
Molecule: messenger RNA, 1134 nt
Organism: Phragmites australis (common reed)
Lineage: Eukaryota; Viridiplantae; Streptophyta; Magnoliopsida; Poales; Poaceae
Product: LEAF RUST 10 DISEASE-RESISTANCE LOCUS RECEPTOR-LIKE PROTEIN KINASE-like 1.2
Exons: 2
Coding region: 182-1117 (311 amino acids)
Molecular function (GO): polysaccharide binding
Source: RefSeq, a predicted model, not a curated record